Molecule: messenger RNA, 735 nt
Organism: Sporothrix schenckii 1099-18
Lineage: Eukaryota; Fungi; Ascomycota; Sordariomycetes; Ophiostomatales; Ophiostomataceae
Exons: 1
Coding region: 1-735 (244 amino acids)
Biological process (GO): carbohydrate metabolic process
Source: RefSeq, a predicted model, not a curated record
AUGCGGCACGCUGAGCGCCGAGCAGCUGCUGGACACCUCCGACGGCGUGACCCCCCCCCCCCCCCCUCCCCGGUUGUGUCCAACAUUCUGCAGACGCUGUGGCCACACCUGCCGCUGGCCGUUUGGGACGAUGUGGCCGUCCUGACGCCCUGGGACCGCUACCGCGCCUUUGGCGAUGUCGCGUUCUUGUCCCGCCAGUACGAGAGCAUGGUCGCCUGGAUCGACCGCGGCGUGCCCCGCGGCGCCGACGGUCUCUGGCUAUCGACACAGCCGCCAGCUUGGCGACUGGCUCGACCCGACCACACCGCUCGACAAGCCCCAGGACACGCGCUCCAGCGGCGCCCUUGUGGCUGGUGCGCACCUUGUGCGCGUCAGGGCGCCACCACCAUCUGGGGGCGCUGGGACAACAUUCUGUCCGACGGCAGCAUCGACCCGGGUGUGACGACGAGCUUCAACCAAGACUCCCUGGGGCUCCGUCAUCCACUGGCUGCACGAGAGCGUCGCCGGUGUGCGCUGCGUGCGUCCUGGCUGGCGCACCUUUGCCGUCAGCCCCACCCCGGGCGGCACCACUUUGAGAGCACUUGGAGCAACCUGACGGCGUGGCCGCCGGCGCCGAUCAGGGGACAAUUUGAUUCAGACGAUGGGAGGACACGAUUGCGUAGGGCGGAGGAGGCACGCAAGGCAAACAACAUCGGUUUUGCUGCCCGAAUUGCCCGAAUAAUCCGUCGGGAGUAA